Molecule: messenger RNA, 467 nt
Organism: Canariomyces notabilis
Lineage: Eukaryota; Fungi; Ascomycota; Sordariomycetes; Sordariales; Chaetomiaceae
Exons: 3
Coding region: 91-366 (91 amino acids)
Source: RefSeq, a predicted model, not a curated record
GUUUAUCGAUCCAGUGGUUUGACACCCAGCGUCAUAACUCAAUUUCUUCUUCCCUUUCAGCCGAGGGCAGAAACGGUGGACUGAUCACCAAUGUCCGUUUUCGUUCUCUGGCCCUUGACAUCAACACCGGGAGCAGAAUGUCUGAAUCCGGAAAGCCACCCAUGUAAGUCAGGGUCACACAGGUUGCGGUGUUUGUCGGCUCCCUUCAACACAAAGGUGGCGCCUUAUCACUGCCCAAUGGCUCGCUCGAAUCUGGCUGUAUCGGUCUAUCGGAAGCCCUAUACACGAUUUGCUGUCGCUGCUGAGUCUAAGUCCAUUCCUAUUCGAUCCCCCCACGGACGCUUCGCUGUGCGUCUCACGACUUAAACCAUUCACGACUUGUACAAGGCAAAGAAGGUUGCCGUCGUCGGCAGCGGCAGUGCCGGAAUCGCGGCAUUAUGGGCGCUGAACCGUAGUCCCCAUGAUGU